Molecule: messenger RNA, 4388 nt
Organism: Coregonus sp. 'balchen'
Lineage: Eukaryota; Metazoa; Chordata; Actinopteri; Salmoniformes; Salmonidae
Source: the annotation of a GenBank genome assembly
CUAACACCUGUUGAACGGUGAUUAGCCUAAAUAAUGGCUUGCCGGAGCUGCUGCUGUUGUGGCUUCGGUCCCUUCAACGAGGAUAACGCCAGGUUCCUGAUGUUAGCUGUGUUCAUAACCUUCUACCUCCUCUGCGGUGCCGCUGUCUUUUCAGCACUGGAACAGCCUAUGGAAGCGGAGGCGAAGGAGCGCUGGGCGCAGCGGUUUGAACAGUUCACCCAAAAGUAUAACCUGAGCAAGAAAGAGUUGAACAACUUCUUGAGGAACUAUGAGGAGGCGAACGUGGCCGGGAUCCGCGUGGACACCAUCAGACCUAGGUGGGACUUUACCGGUGCGUUCUACUUCGUGGGGACCGUGGUCUCGACCAUAGGUGAGAUUUGCCGUAGCCUAUAGAUCCCAUCACUAUCACAUAUUAUAAAUGUCAUGUCCAACAGCAUGAAUCAAAGCUGAAGGCUAGUGAUACUACAUUAUAUAUAUUUACUUGGGACAAUAUUAUAUGUCAAUUAAAAGUGUACUAUUAUAAAUGUUUUCAGCUCUCCAAAACAUGUGGUUCUUAGAAAUAAUUUAAAAAGGAACAGUAGGCUAUUUGCAGGGUUUCCCAACCCUCUCCUUGGGCUCCACCAGAACUUUAAAUGUUUUUGUUUUAACCCUAAACUGGCACACCUAAUUCAAUGAGUCAACUAAUCAUCAAGUCUUUGACUAAUUUUAUCAGAUGUGCCAGUUUAAGAUUAAAACAAAAAUGUGAAACAUCUAGGGGGGCUGAGGAGAGGGUUGGGAAACCCUGGGCUAUUGGACCUGUAGUGUAGACCAGGCAGAAACCAAAAUGUGCACCCAGGGGGGCCCCCAGGACCGAGUUUGGAAACCCUUUAUAGCUAAGCAACACAGCUAAAUGCUUUAAUGUCUCUAAAUUACUUUAUUGCAUGUCAACAAAGAAAAUACAUGGAUUUGGACAAACUCAGCUAACGCAUUUGUAUUCAGUACAGAAAUACUAAAUACAGCACAUUUCUGUUCUGUAAUUUCAAAUAGAGUAGGAUAUAUAACCAUACUGCUUCAAAUAGAGUAGGAUAUAUAACCAUACUUAUUGUACUCUGAUAAGGGAAUGAAAGGAUGUCCUGCACUGUGAAUCCAUUGAUUUUGGGUGAAAGCCGAGAGGCAGCCAGUGAAUGGAAGUAAAUGGAGAGAGACCUUUUUUACCCCUGAGUGCCCAUUGUUAAAUGGGGAGUGAAAACUCACAGAGAACAGAUAGAGCAGUCAAGGGCUGGACUGGAUUGACUGGACUCAUCAAAGGAUUGAUUACGGCUGUGCUCUCUGUACAUCAGUCCAUAAGAGCUGUGUGUGUAACCCACAAGGAGAGCACAACCUGUAAAUGUUUAGAGACAACACAGAAAAUAUUUAGAUGGCGUUAAAUGGGUCCCGUUCAAUAUUUGAGCUGUGUUGCUAAGAUGUGACCCUGAAUGCAGCUGGUAAAACGCCUUCAGAAUGAUCAAUAUGCAUGAUACUUGUGUUUGGGGACUGUGCCGUGUGAGCGUUGCUCCAACUCAUAAUGUGCUUUUCCACCUGUCUGUGAAACGCGCUCAGACUGACUGGUUUGGGAUUGUGAAUAAACAGGAUCUUUGAAAAUAAUGUAACUAAACAACAUACUGCAUUCAUUGUUCAGUAUGAUUCAGUUUCCUUUGUCACACUUUUGUUUUCUAAUGGUAAAGUAUCUAUCCAAUGAUGUAAUAGCUAAUAAAUGCAAGCAAAAACAUCAUUACUAGUUUUUACCAAUAUUCUUCUCAUUCUGUUUUCUUAAUAAUAACAUCUUCUUCCAUCUUGUUGUCCAGGGUUUGGGAUGACCACGCCAGCGACGAUCGGUGGUAAGAUCUUCCUCAUCUUCUACGGCCUCAUCGGCUGUGCCGCCACCAUCUUGUUCUUCAACCUCUUCCUGGAGCGCGUCAUCACCGUCAUCGCCUUCGUCCUCAAGUUCUGCCAUGAGCGCCGCCGCCGCCGCAAGGCUGUGCUCCCUCAAAAUGGCUGCCGACGCCUCUCUGAGGGCAGCGGUGGAGGCGACGGGGGCGGAAGAGGUGGCAGGGGGGAGUGGCUAGCCGGGUGGAAGCCUUCGGUAUACUGUGUGAUGCUGAUCCUUGGCGCCGCUGCCAUCUUGGUUUCCUGCAGCGCCUCAGCAAUGUACUCUGCUGUAGAAGGCUGGGGGUACCUAGACUCUCUGUACUUCUGCUUUGUGGCGUUCAGCACCAUCGGGUUCGGGGACGUGGUGAGCAGCCAGAGGCUGGCGUACGAGGAGGGGAACAUGAACCAGAUGGCCUACCGGCUGGGCAACUUCCUCUUUAUACUGACAGGCGUCUGCUGUAUCUACUCGCUGUUCAACGUCAUCUCCAUCGUCAUCAAACAGGUGGGAUUGUUAUCGUUAUUGUGUGAUUGGAUGGUUUUUAUCGAUUCAACCGUUUAAUUAUGUAGAGUGACUCUAGGCCCUGGUCCAACAUCUGGUUGUGCUAGCUUGCCAACUCCGUGGUGCGUUCGUAAAUUCACUCUGGCUAUCUACUCCGAGUUCAGAGCACUCUCAUCUGAGUGUGCCAGAGCGCAGAAUAAGUGCUGAAUUUGCAAACGCGCAACACCCGCUGAAUAUGACCGGUGUCAAUAAACGUCUGCAAAAAAACGUAAUUCAGUUGUUGCCAGCAGCACAGUUUGAGUCACCAAUGCUCUAGACAACAUGAAAACAGCCCAAUCAGCUCUGCUAGAGCGAGUAAAAUGGUCAGAGUGAGGUGUUCUCUCAAGCUAGCCAAUUUACGAACACACCCAUAUUGUCACGCCAACUGUUUGUCAUGAUGAUUCCAUACAGACUUGGCAGGAGAGCAGAAACAGACUGGCACCCAGGUUAAAAUUGUGCUUAGAAAUAUACUGAAUGAAAAUAUAAACGUAACAUGCAACAAUUUCAACAAUUUUACUGAGUUACAGUUCAUAUAAGGAAAUCAGUCAAUUGAAAUAAAUAAAUUAGGCACAAAUCUAUGGACUUCACAUGACUGGGCAGGUGCACAGCCAUGGGUGGGCCUGGGAGGGCAUUGGCCCACCCACAGGGAAGCCAGGCCCAGCCAAUCAGAAUUCGUUUUUUCCCCACAAAAGGGCUUUAUUACAGACAGAAAUACUCCUCUGCACCCCCCCCCCCAGACGAUCCUGCAGGUGAAGAAGCCAGAUGUGGAGGUCCUGGGCUGUCAUGGUUACACGUGGUAUGCGGUUGUGAGGCCAAUUGGACAUAAUGCCAAAUUCUCUAAAACGACAUGGUAGAUAAAUUAACAUUAAAUUAUCUGGCAACAGCUCUGGUGGACAUUCUUGCAGUCAGCAUGCCAAUUGCAUGCUCCCUCAACUUGAGACAUUUGUGGCAUUGUGUAGUUUGACAAUACAGCACAUUUUAGGGUGGCCAUUUAUUAUCCCCAGCACAAGAUGCACCUGUGUAAUGAUCAUGCUGUUUAAUCAGCUUCUUGAUAUGUCACACCUGUCAGGUGGAUGGAUUAUCUUGGCCAAGGAGAAAUGCUCAUUAACAAGGAUGUAAACAAAUCUGUGCACAACAAUUGAGAGAAAUAAGCUUUUUGUGCAUAUGGAACAUUUCUGGGAUCUUUUAUUUCAACUCAUAAAACAUGAGACAAGCACUUUACAUGUUGAGUUUAUAUUUUAUUUUUGUUCAGUAUGUAUUACUAUUAUUAUUAAUCUCAUUCUAGGUGCUGAACUGGCUGUUGAGGAGGAUGGAGGCACCAUGUCACUGCCCGGGGAGGGGGGGCCACCACCCCCAGCAGAGACACCCCCGCAGGAACGUGGUAGUGCCCGGACACCUGAGGGCGCAGCGGGAUCUGUCCAUCGAGACAGACGUGGUGAAUGAGAGCGAGGCAGAUGGGCGGAGGAUGUCUGGAGAGAUGAUCUCGAUGAGAGACUUCCUGGCUGCUAAUAAGGUGGAGGAAAGAUGGAGGACAUGAUCGCUCAAUGUAUACUGCUCCCAGAUAAGACCUGGGUCAAAUGCAUAUGUCAAAUACUUCCAAAUACUUAGGGCUCCAGAUCCUGGAGCAUUUCGUACUGUGAACCACACUAUAAAGCAUAUGUGGAACACAAACUAUUCCUGGUCCUUGCCCAGGUGGUCAGCUUUUCUGCUAUAUCAAUGGCUUUCUUUUUACUGCUAUAUUUUGUGUCUGGCACUUGUUUGACGAAGGCCAUUGAGAGUAGUUCUCCUCUCUCUCUCCAUUUCUCAGGUAAACCUGGCCAUCAUGCAGAAGCAGCUGUCAGAGAUGGCUAAUGGUCAACCUCGCCAAUCUGGAUCCAACUCCCGCCACAACGGCUUUUCUGGAGGGGUGGGUGCCCUGGGCAUCAUGAACAACCGCCUGGCAGAGACCAGCAUGGACAGAUAA